AACAAAACACCACUCGCCGGGUUUAUUGCAUGUUUGAUUUAUAGGAUCGGUGUUUCAGUAAAGCUGUUGCUUACGCCACAGGGGAGCCGGGGAAAUGUUUCCAUCCAUCAUAGCGCUGCUCACGCUCAUCUCUGUUGCCUGUGGACAAAGCCCUGGGUUACAAGUCAUUCUGACCAACAAAGGACUUCAGUACGGAAAGCAUGUGGGUGCAGGAUGGAUCCAGGAUAGGUUGAAUAAUAUCACUUUCCCUGACAUCAGCGGUAAAGUUCUUGGCGCCAUACACUUCACACUAACAGGCAUCACCAUAACAAAGUGCGACUUUCCAGAGCCAUCUGUUGAGUUCUAUCAGGAUGCCACAGGAUUCAAGACAUCCAUGUCAGGGUUGAGCGUUGCACUAGCCGGCUGGUGGAAGACACAGUUUGGUAUAAUACAUGACGGGGGAUCAUUCAACUUGGCUAUAUUUAGUGUGGACGUGACCUCUGUAGUGGGGCUGGGGAAAGAUGCUGACGGGCGUCUGUCUGUCACCAGUGUCAGCUGUGACGCUAAUGUUGGAGAUGUGGACAUGCAGUUCUAUGGAGGAGCCAGUCCUAUUUUCAAACCAUUUGUGAAGUAUUUCAAGGGGCGUAUCAGAGGUGAAAUACAAAGACAUAUCUGCCCUAAACUGGAGGAAGCCAUUGUAAUGAUAGAGGAGCAACUACAGGCCAUGAAUGUUUCCUUUGACGUGGAUCAGGAUGUUACUCUUGAGUUCCCUCUCACCGACUUACCUGUGGUUAAUGCUUCAAGUAUGAAUCUGGGUCUUAAGGGAGAGUUCUACAGUAUUAAACAUCAUGAAGAGCCUCCCUUUAAGCCCCAGCUUUUCGCCGUGCCUGAGCAGCAGGGCUACAUGUUGUCAGUGGGCCUGUCUGAAUUCACCCUGAACUCUGCCUCAUAUGGAUACUACUUAGCCGGACUGUUUCAGGCCCUGAUCAAUGAUAGCGUGAUCCCUCCAUCCUUACAUAUGCACCUAAAUACCAGCGAAAUGGGGCCUUUUAUCCCUCAGCUGCCCAAAAUGUUUCCAGAUCUGCUGAUGAAUCUGCAGGUUUAUGCCAGAGAUGCUCCACUGUUUUCAUUCCAGCCUGGUGCUAUCAAACUGGACUUCCACGGCGCUGUGAAGGCUUUUGCUAUCCAGCCAAAUCAUACCCAGACCCCACUGUUCAAUCUCAAUGUUGACUCAGACUUCAGCGGUAAAGUGUGGGUUGCUGAUGGUAAACUGAAGGCCUCCAUGGGGAUGAACAACCUCACAGUGACACUGGCGUCGAGUGAAGUGGGACCCUUCAAGACUGACGCUAUCGAAAAAGUCGCAAAAUUGGGCUCAACAGUAUUCAUGGCAAAAGUGAACGAGAUACUUGGCAAAGGUGCUGAUUUGCCCAGAAUGAAACAAGUAGUGCCUGUGAACACAGUUUUGCAGAUGGACAUGGGAUUUAUAGCCAUCUUUUCAGAUGCUCAGGUGUUGACAGACGGAGACUUCGACUGACAGACACACUGGCCUGUUUGACAUCAAACAUGACUGCUGUUCAUCUCAGUUCAGAUUGUUAAGAUUUAAACAAACUGGCUCUGUCUACAUCUGAGACCACAUGACAAACAUUUAAAAGCUACAUCUAGUGGGCUGCUGGACAGUGAAUGAUUAACAAGCUUUCUGCAAUACAUAAUCAGCAUUUUCUACUCAUACAUUGCAUAUUACACAUUGCAGCCUUCAUAUCAAAUCAACAGUGAUUAAUCCUACACACAUUAAUCCUAAACACGUGUGUUGGAGGUGUAUGGUUUAAAAUCUUUAAAAUCUUUUGAAAUAAAAUAUUUUUUAAAAACA
Molecule: messenger RNA, 1846 nt
Organism: Larimichthys crocea (large yellow croaker)
Lineage: Eukaryota; Metazoa; Chordata; Actinopteri; Sciaenidae
Gene: bpifcl
Product: BPI fold containing family C, like
Exons: 15
Coding region: 95-1513 (472 amino acids)
Molecular function (GO): lipid binding
Source: RefSeq, a predicted model, not a curated record